UGCGAGCGGAGUGUUGUGCGGAACAGAGGCAAGAAGACGCAGGAAAGGAUCCACUCGGAGUGGAUUUGGGUGUCGCGCCUCUUCGUCCGCAGCCCGCACAGCUCACCUGGACGACAGGCCGCUCUGGCCGGACAUUGGCGGGACGACAGGCCGCUCUGACCGGACAUUGGCGGGAAAACAGGCCGUGGGAAAGGAGGCUGUCCAGGCUGCUAGCAGGGGACGAGCGGCUCCUCCCAGGACCAUGGAGACAGAGGAGGCGGUCGGUCCAGCUGCUCUCAAGUGGUGGAGCGUGCCCACUCAGACCGUCACCGUGGCGCGGCGCUACGGAAAGCAGCCGUCACCCCGCUGAGGCCAGACUGUGGGUCAUGUGGCUGGAGGGGCGGGGCCACUCGGUGAAAGUCAGCCAGUCCACCUCGGAGCACACGCGGACCUGAGCGGCGGCCACAUCGACCGAGAGCAUGCCUCGGAACCGAGCCUUCUCCGAGCCGGAGUGCUCGGCCGAGUACUCGGCGGACUGCUCGGUGACGCUGCCCUCCGACCCCGGGCAGGCGGUGGGGCGCACACACGAGGUGACGGUGCGCAGCUCGGGAUGCUGCCUCUGCCUGCCCCGCUUCAUGCGGCUCACCUUUGCGCCGGAGUCCCUGGAGAACCUGUACCAGACCUACUUCCGCCGCCAGAGACACGAGACCCUGCUGGUGCUGGUGGUGUUUGCCGCGCUCUUCGACAGCUUCGUCAUCGUCAUGUGCGCCGUGGUCUACACCAGCGACAAGCUGGCCUCCGUCCUGGUGGCGUCGCUGGGACUUCUGGCCGACGUGGUCCUCUACCUGCUGUGCCGCUUCGGGCUGCUGCCGGAGCGCAUCUCCAGGCGGGUGGUGCCCUACGCCCUGUGGGUGCUCAUCGCCGCCCAGAUCUUCUGCUACCUGGGUCUGAACUACGCCCGCUCCCACCAGGCCAGCGACACGGUGGGCUGGCAGGCCUUCUUCAGCUUCUCCUUUUUCCUCACGCUGCCGCUGAGGCUGACGCCCAUCGUGCUGAUGGCCAGCGUCACCUGCGGGGUGCACACCCUGGUCCUGGGGGUCACCAUCGCCCAGCAGCAGCAGGAGAACAUCCAGGGAGCCGCGCUGGGAAGACAGCUCCUGGCCAACGUGGUCAUCUACAUGUGUGCCAUCACCGUGGGCAUCAUGUCCUACUACAUGGCCGACAGGAAGCACCGCAAGGCCUUCCUGGAGGCCAGACAGUCCCUGGAGGUCAAGCUCAACCUGGAGGAGCAGAGCCAGCAACAGGAACGCCUGCUGCUGUCCAUCCUUCCCAAACACAUCGCAGAUGAGAUGCUGCAGGACAUGAAGAAGGAGCCCAGCCAGAAGGAGAUGCAGCAGUUUAACACCAUGUACAUGUACAGACAUGAAAAUGUCAGUAUUUUGUUUGCAGACAUCGUGGGCUUCACCCAGCUGUCCUCGUCAUGCAGCGCUCAGGAGCUGGUCAAACUCCUCAAUGAACUCUUUGCUCGAUUUGACAAACUGGCUGCAAAAUAUCACCAGCUGAGGAUCAAGAUCCUGGGAGACUGUUACUAUUGCAUCUGUGGCCUGCCAGACUACAGGGAGGACCAUGCCGCCUGCUCCAUCAUGAUGGGCCUGGCCAUGGUGGAGGCCAUCUCGUACGUGCGGGAGAAGACCCAGACGGACGUGGACAUGCGGGUGGGCGUGCACAGUGGCACGGUCCUGGGAGGAGUCCUGGGCCAGAAGCGCUGGCAGUACGACGUGUGGUCCACUGACGUCACCGUCGCCAACAAGAUGGAGGCCGGCGGCAUACCGGGGCGCGUGCACAUCUCCCAGAGCACCAAGGAGUGUCUUCUUCACGGGCAGUUUGAGGUGGAGCCAGGUCAUGGAGGUCAGCGCUGUGACUACCUGAGGGAGAGAGGCAUCCACACCUACCUGGUGGUGGUCUCCAACAAUGGCAUCAGCAGUGUGAAGCUGUCUGUGUGCUCGUCCAAUGGGAACUCUCCCCUGCGGGCCACCAGCGGCAGGUGCAACACAGCCUGCAGCACCGCAGAGGAACCAGAGGACGUGGACACCAGGGUGGUGAACCCGUCCUUCCCAAACCCUCGGAGAAGACUGCGGCUGCGAGACCUGGCGGAGAGAGUGAUGGACGCCCAGGAGAACGAACAGGAGCUCAGCAAACUGCUGAACGAGGCUCUGCUGGAGAGAGAGACGGUGCAAGCGCUGAAAGGGAAGCACACCAACCGUCUCUCCCUGAGGUUUGUUGACCCAGACCUGGAGAGCCGCUACUCUGUGGAGAAGGAGAAACAGAGCGGGGCUGCCUUCUGCUGCUCUUGUCUAGUACUGCUCUUCACUGCGGCUAUGGAGGCCCUCAUAGACCCCAGUUUGGUGGCCAACUACAUCACCUUCGCCGUGGGAGAAGUGCUGCUCCUCAUCCUCACCCUCUGCUCACUGGCCGCCAUCUUUCCCAGGGUGUUCCCCAACAAGCUGGUGGCCUUCUCCACCUGGAUGGACCACACCCGCUGGGCUCGCAACAGCUGGGCCAUGGCGGCCAUCUUCGUCCUCACCGUCAGCGACAUCGUGGACAUGCUGAGCUGUCCGCCUCCGGGACCCAAGUGGGCCAAAUCCUCCACCCGGCCCCGCCCCCAAGGUUGUCUGGACAACCCCAAGUACUACAGCUACGUGGCGGUGCUGGCGCUGAUGGCCACCACCAUGCUGGUGCAAGUCAGUCACAUGGUCAAGCUCACCCUCAUGCUGCUCAUCACCCUGGCCACCGGCGUGGUCAACAUCUACAGCUGGAGGGACGUCUUCGACCGCUACGACAGGGCCCGCUUUCAGGACUACAGAUCUUUUCUGGUGCCCUCCAAGUUCACAAUGACAGUCAUGAUCUUCAUUAUGAUGCUCAGCUUGUAUUAUUUCUCGCGACACGUGGAGAAGCUGGCUCGCACAUUAUUUCUGUGGAAGCUGGAGGUCCACGAGCAAAAGGAGAAAGUCUACGAGAUGAGGCGCUGGAAUGAGGCCCUGGUGACCAACAUGCUUCCCGAGCAUGUCGCUCGUCACUUCCUGGGCUCCAAGAAAAGAGACGAGGAGUUGUACAGCCAGUCGUACGAUGAGAUCGGAGUCAUGUUUGCCUCCAUCCCAAACUUCUCCGACUUCUACACGGAGGAGAGCAUCAACAAUGGAGGCAUCGAAUGCCUUCGCUUCCUCAACGAGAUCAUUUCAGACUUUGACAGUCUGCUGGACGAUCCCCAGUUUCGCUGCAUCACAAAAAUCAAGACCAUAGGAAGCACCUACAUGGCAGCAUCAGGUGUGACUUCAGAUGUUAGCAACGGCUUCACCUGCAUGAAGUUUGGAUGCUCAUCAGAAGGAAGAACAGUCGGACAAAGAGCGCUGGCAGCACCUGGCAGACUUGGCCGAAUUUGCCUUAGCCAUGAAAGUCACACUCAUGAACAUCAACUAUCAGUCCUUCAACAACUUCAUGCUUCGAAUUGGUCUCAACAAAGGAGGGGUCUUAGCAGGAGUCAUCGGUGCCCGCAAACCCCACUACGACAUUUGGGGAAACACGGUGAAUGUGGCCAGUCGUAUGGAGUCCACCGGAGUGUUGGGCAACAUUCAGGUGGUGGAGGAGUCCUACAACAUCCUCAAAGAGUACGGCUUCCGCUUUGUGAGGAGGGGCCCCAUCUUUGUCAAGGGGAAGGGGGAGCUGCUCACUUACUUCCUGAAGGGAAGAGACAAACAAGGCUCCUUCAUGAACGCCUCUUCUGUCACGCUCCCACAUCAGGUGGUGGACAGUUAAAAGUUUUUUUCCAGGUGAGCCCGGCAGACGUGUCCAAGGUUUUGCCUUGAAACUGUGACACGUCAUCAUGGCCAAACACGGCCUGCGAAAGAAUCCCAAGGUCUGGUGUAGACGUUGAGCGCUCCUAAAUAGUCCUCUGUGUUACUGAAGACUGAAGACCAGACCUGAACACCACGAGACCGGUUGACAAUCUACUUUGCAUUCAGUGCCAACGUUUGAAGGAGUGAUCUGGACAUCCAGUUCUAGUUUGAAUUCUGGGUAGACUUGAAAAUGUUCAUAGUGUGUAAUUCUGUACCAGUAGUGCGGGUCCAUUGUACAAACCCCGUUUCCAUAUGAGUUGGGAAAUUGUGUUUGAUGUAAAUAUAAAAGGAAUACAAUAAUUUGCAAAUCCUUUUCAACCCAUAUUCAGUUGAAUGCACUUCAAAGACAACAUAUGUGAUGUUCAAACUGAUAAACAUUUUUUUGUGUGCAAAUAAUCAUUAACUUUAGAAUUUGAUGCCAGCAACACGUGACAAAGAAGUUGGGAAAGGUGGCUAUGAAUACUGAUAAAGUUGAGGAAUGCUCAUCAAACACUUAUUUGGAACAUCCCACAGGUGUGCAGGCUAAUUGGGAACAGGUGGGUGCCAUGAUUGGGUAGAAAAACAGCUUCCCCAAAAAAUGCCCAAACUUUCACAAGAAAGGAUGGGGCGAGGUACACCCCUUUGUCCACAACUGCGUGAGCAAAUAGUCAAACAGUUUAAGAACAACGUUUCUCAAAGUGCAAUUGCAAGAAAUUUAGGGAUUUCAACAUCUACGGUCCAUAAUAUCAUCAAAAGGUUCAGAGAAUCUGGAGAAAUCACUCCACGUAAGCGGCAUGGCCGGAAACCAACAUUGAAUGAAUGUGACCUUCCAUCCCUCAGACGGACGGCACUGCAUCAAAAAUCGACAUCAAUCUAAAGGAUAUCACCACAUGGGCUUAGAAACACUUCAGAAAACCACUGUCACUAAAUACAGUUUGUCGCUACAUCUGUAAGUGCAAGUUAAAGCUCUACUAUGCAAAGCGAAAGCCAUUUAUCAACAACAUCCAGAAACGCUGCCGGCUUUUCUGGGCCCGAAAUCAUCUAGGAUGGACUGAUGAAAAGUGGAAAAGUGUUCUUUGGUCUGACGAGUCCACAUUUCAAAUUGUUUUUGGAAAUAUUCGACAUCGUGUCAUCCGGACCAAAGGGGAAGCGAACCAUCCAGACUGUUAUCGACGCAAAGUUAAAAAGACAGCAUCCGUGAUGGUGUGAAGGUGCAUUAUGAAGGGACGGCGUGGCGCAGUGGGAGAGUGAUCGUGUGCAACCCGAGGGUCCCUGGUUCAAUCCCCACCUAGUACCAACUUCGUCACGUCCGUUGUGUCCUGAGCAAGACACUUCACCCUUGCUCCUGAUGGGUGCUGGUUAGCGCCUUGCACGGCAGCUCCCUCCAUCAGUGUGUGAAUGUGUGUGUGAAUGGGUAAAUGUGGAAGUAGUGUCAAAGCGCUUUGAGUACCUUGAAGGUAGAAAAGCGCUAUACAAGUACAACCCAUUUAUCAUUUAUUUAGUGCCCAAGGUAUGGGUAACUUACACAUCUGUGAAGGCACCAUUAAUGCUGAAAGGUACAUACAUGUUUUGGAUCAACAUAUGCCGCCAUCUAAGCGCCAUCUUUUUCAUGGACGCCCCUGCUUAUUUCAGCAAGACAAUGCCAAGCCACAUUCAACACGACUUACAACAGCGUGGCUUCGUAAAAAAAGAGUGCGGGUACUUUCCUGGCCCGCCUACAGUCCAGACCUGUCACCCAUGGAAAAUGUGUGGCGCAUUAUGAAGCGUAAAAUACGACAGCGGAGACCCCGGACUGGUGAACGACUGAAGCUCUACAUAAAACAAGAAUGGGAAAGAAUUCCACUUUCAAAGCUUCAACAAUUAGUUUCCUCAGUUCCCAAACGUUUAUUGAGUGUUGUUAGAAGAAAACAUGAUGUAACACAGUGGUGAACAUGCCCUUUCCCAACUACUUUGGGACGUGUCGCAGCCAUGAAAUUCUAAGUUAAUUAUUAUUUGCAAAAAAAAAAGUAAAGUUUAUGAGUUUGAACAUCAAAUAUCUUGUCUUUGUAGUGCAAUCAAUUGAAUAUGGGUUGAAAAUGAUUAGCGAAUCAUUGUAUUCCGUUUAUAUUUACAUUUAACACAAUUUCCCAACUCAUUUGGAAACGGGGUUUGUAGAACAGGUUUGGGGAGUUAGACUGUGACUUGAAUGUGCUAGGAGCCUUUAGCAUCCGCAUACCUUCCCUCCCAAACCAUUGGAACACUUCCUUUGUUUUUCACUUUUGGAGUCUUACUAUCGCUUUAUAGUAUCAGGAUCAGAUUUAUGGACUGGCUCGACCAAAUUACAAUCUGCACGAGUCUAAAACGGAAUUGGACCCGCGGGGUGCCUCUAACUUCAUUAAAAGUCUAACAGAAUAAUUGAUGCAACUUUGCCGCCAUCUUGUGGACAACAUCAGUAAUUCAGGUGAAUGGCCAUGAAGCAUUGAAGCCCAUCCAAACAAUCUUUCCCACUCAUGGCGCAAAUAGAGUAACACAAAAACGUCAACACACAUGCUGACAAAUAACACAACCUGCUCUUUUGUGGACAUUAUAAAACAGGUCCACACACAGCACAUCAGUCAGAAUGACAUUGUUCUACAAACCCUGUUUCCUUAUGACUUGGGAAAUUGUGUUAGAUGUAAAUAUAAACGGAAUACAAUGA
This is a messenger RNA of Nerophis ophidion (straightnose pipefish), 6528 nucleotides long. RefSeq names its product adenylate cyclase 3a (gene adcy3a). Gene Ontology annotation, molecular function: adenylate cyclase activity. Gene Ontology annotation, biological process: cAMP biosynthetic process; intracellular signal transduction; adenylate cyclase-activating G protein-coupled receptor signaling pathway. The record is from RefSeq and is a predicted model, not a curated record. Gene Ontology annotation, cellular component: plasma membrane. Lineage: Eukaryota; Metazoa; Chordata; Actinopteri; Syngnathiformes; Syngnathidae. The transcript is spliced from 21 exons. The coding region runs from base 459 to 3842 and encodes 1127 amino acids.